AUGGCGGGCACUUGUUCAAUGCUGUGUUUGAUCAUUAUCACUAUCUUCAUCCCUCCACUGGGCGUCUUUCUCAUUUCCGGCUGUGGCGUCGAUUUCUGGAUCAACGUUCUUCUAACCAUUCUCGGAUACUUCCCCGGACACAUCCAUGCCUUCUACUUGGAAUAUGUGUACUAUGACCGCCGCAAUCGGGAUCCUAUAACUCGCGCAACUCAGCGACCUGCGCCGGGCGUGUACUCGGAUCGCAUUCAAAGCGGUGGUCACUCGCAUGCGCGCAACUACGGCACCGUCUAA
Penicillium cataractarum is the source of this 291-nucleotide messenger RNA. Its product is annotated as YqaE/Pmp3 family membrane protein. The coding region runs from base 1 to 291 and encodes 96 amino acids. NCBI's taxonomy places the organism in Eukaryota, Fungi, Ascomycota, Eurotiomycetes, Eurotiales, Aspergillaceae. Gene Ontology annotation, cellular component: membrane. The transcript has 3 exons. The record is from RefSeq and is a predicted model, not a curated record.